AUGUUUAGCAGGUCAGCCGAUUUGCAAGAGUCUUGGCCGCAGUUGGAAUCUGCUUUAAAAGAGUAUGGCAUUGCAUGUGCACUGGAUCUGGAUCAGUAUUUCAUCACAUUGUCAACAACCCUGAGUACGGUCGGAGCUGCUGUUUCCAAGAUAAGACAUCUUCAUUUACUUCUGUCAAUCAGAGUUCCCGUUCAUCGGGCAUUAAGAAUACCGGAAGGUCCAUAUGACAACAUCCGCACCGGGCAUCAUUUUGAUGGGAUUUGCACAAAAUAUAAGAUCAAGAGGAAUGACCUGGUUGUGGUCAUAGGGGGUUCAGAUCAAGGAUUGAAGCUAGUGAGGCAGAUUGUGUCCGGCUGCAUUGUACGCACGAUGCCUCCUGGUGUCAAGAGACUGAGAGAUUAUCUUAAGGUGUUCUUGGGUGGUAAAAAGUUGAGCUUAUGA
Prunus armeniaca (apricot) is the source of this 441-nucleotide messenger RNA. The record is from the annotation of a GenBank genome assembly. NCBI's taxonomy places the organism in Eukaryota, Viridiplantae, Streptophyta, Magnoliopsida, Rosales, Rosaceae.